CUCAUAUCAUAUAGGUCACGUGUUUCAACUUCCACUUCUUGGGCUUAUUUUGUAUUUCCACCUCUUCCUAGCUUCCAUGUUUCAACAUAUCACAAUGUAAACAAUUGUUAAAUUCCAUAUUAGAUAACACGAUGAAUCCAUCCACGCACAGUGAAUCCAUCCAAGAUCCUAAUAGAUCUUAAAUUUUUAAGAUCAUUUCCACCUGAGAUCUGUUAAGUUUUCAUACCAAAAAGACUAUGGAUCUGAAAAAUAGAGAUGGUUUGAAGCACGUAGUAAAGUUAAUAGAAAGUGAUGGUUACGAUUUCAAGCUAGUUAAAAACUGGACGCCCCGUUUGGAAUGCGGUCUGCAGGAGUACGAUAAAGUGUUUGUCCCUGUUUAUAAAAUAUCGCACUGGUGCUUGGCUGUUAUAAACAAUAAGGACAAAAAGUUUCAGUAUUUUGACUCCCUUGGAGGCAGCGAUAGUCAAGUUAUGAAAGUGUUGGCCAAGUACAUCGUUGAUGAGGUUGCAGCCAAGAAAAACCAACGCAUUGAUGUCUCUGAUUGGGAGAGAGAAUUUGUCAAGAACAUUCCGAAACAGGAGAACAGUUAUGACUGUGGCGUGUUCAUAAUGAAGUACGCAGACUUUUAUAGCAGAAAGAGUGACCACUUGUUUGGCCAGAAAGAUAUGCCAUAUUUCCGGAGGAGGAUGGCGUUGGAGAUACUCAGAUUGAAUGCAUCUGAAUAGCAAUGGUGAUUUGAGCAUGUAGGCUGAAUCUCUCAUACUUCAUUGUGAAGUUUUUUUUUAGGAGUUUGCACAAUAGUUUAGGCUAUUGCCACUUUUGGAUGUUUCAUACUAUUUCUGUAAAGUUUUUUUUUUUUCUUCCGUUUUUGUUCAUUAUGGAAGGAAUUGUCCAGAAAAUUACCAGUUACUUUUGAUA
This is a messenger RNA of Erigeron canadensis, 918 nucleotides long. RefSeq names its product putative ubiquitin-like-specific protease 1B. The transcript has 6 exons. Gene Ontology annotation, molecular function: deSUMOylase activity. The record is from RefSeq and is a predicted model, not a curated record. Bases 237 to 725 code for a protein of 162 amino acids. NCBI's taxonomy places the organism in Eukaryota, Viridiplantae, Streptophyta, Magnoliopsida, Asterales, Asteraceae. Gene Ontology annotation, cellular component: nucleus. Gene Ontology annotation, biological process: protein desumoylation.